Molecule: messenger RNA, 920 nt
Organism: Hibiscus syriacus
Lineage: Eukaryota; Viridiplantae; Streptophyta; Magnoliopsida; Malvales; Malvaceae
Product: receptor-like protein 9a
Exons: 1
Coding region: 90-920 (276 amino acids)
Molecular function (GO): protein binding
Source: RefSeq, a predicted model, not a curated record
CAGAGAACUUAUUGACUGGUAGUAUUCCGAGUUGGAUUGGUGGACUUUCAAACUUGAGUUAUCUUCUGUUAAGCAACAACUUCCAAGGGAUGAUCCCAAUGGAGUUAUGCAACUUGAAACACUUAAGUGUGAUUGAUCUUUCUCAUAACAAUCUUUCUGGUCAGAUUCCCCCUUGCCUAAAACUUACCACCCUUAGGGAUUUAGACUAUGUUAUUGUCACUAUGUCUGGAUCUAGUGUAUUCUCCUUGAAUGUACCAAUAGAUUUUUUAAUGAAAAAUGGGUACAACUCUUACAAGGGAAGAAUCAUACCACUGGUGUCUGGAAUCGAUCUCUCUUGCAACAAACUGGUUGGUGAGAUUCCUCCUCAAAUUGGAAACUUUCACAAGAUGCUUGGGUUGAAUCUAUCUCACAACAGUUUGACAGGAUCAAUCCCACCAACAUUUGCUAAUUUGAAGCAAAUCGAAAGUGUAGAUCUUUCCUACAACAAAUUGACUGGGAAUAUCCCUUCUCAACUUGUGGGGUUAACUUUCAUGUCUACUUUCAAUGUGUCGUUCAACAACUUAUCUGGAAGGAUACCAUCAAGAGUUGCACAAUUUGGAACAUUCGAUGUAUUCAGCUACUUGGGAAAUCCUUUUCUUUGUGGUGAACCAUUGGCAAAGUGCGCGGAUACUGGAUCACCACCACCAAAGCCAAAUUCAACAACUGAAAAUGAUGAUGACUAUGGUUUAAUCGACAUGGGGGCGUUUCGUGUGACUGUCAUCGCGUCUUACACAGUGAUGUUUUUGGUUGUUCCUAUUGUGCUGUACAUAAAUCCCUAUUGGAGACGAGCCUGGUUCUAUUAUGCAAAGACGGUCGCCACUUCCUGCUACUAUUUUGUGCUUGACAAUGUUCUGCCCAGACAGUUUCAUUGUAGAAAUUAG